CGAGUCGAGAGAGAAUGAGGUAGUUUUUGAGACGUUCGAGUAUUCCAAAGAGUAAUUUGUGAAGAGAAGCUUUGAAAGCAAAACAGGCCAGAUAGAAUCGCAACUGUUUUUUCAUUCACGGUCGGUUCAAGAAAGAGAAUGGCAAAACAAUAUGAGGGAUGUGCGGUGGGAAUAGACCUUGGCACAACAUACUCAUGUGUUGCAGUAUGGCAAGAGCAACACAAUCGCGGGGAGAUCAUUCACAACGACCAGGGCAACACUAUUACUCCUUCUUGUGUUGCUUUUACUGACAACCAAAGGUUGAUUGGCGAUGCUGCUAAGAAUCAGGCUGCCUCCAACCCCACCAACACUGUCUUUGAUGCGAAAAGGCUGAUUGGUAGAAGAUAUAGUGAUCCCAUUAUUCAGAAUGAUCUAAUGCUAUGGCCAUUCAAGGUCAUUGCUGGUACUAAUGACAAACCGAUGAUCCUUGUUUCAUACAAGGGUCAGGAAAAACAAAUAUCUGCUGAGGAAAUCUCAUCCAUGGUCCUCACAAAGAUGCGUGAGAUUGCAGAGGCAUAUUUGGAGUCACCGGUGAAGAAUGCUGUUGUUACUGUUCCUGCUUAUUUCAAUGACUCUCAGCGUCAAGCUACCAAAGAUGCUGGUGCCAUUGCUGGCCUCAAUGUUAUGCGGAUAAUCAAUGAACCCACCGCUGCAGCUCUUGCAUAUGGCCUUGAAAAAAGAUCUAAUUGUGUUGGUGAGAGAAAUAUUUUUAUCUUUGAUCUUGGUGGUGGUACAUUUGAUGUGUCUCUCCUCACAAUUAAGGGUGAUGUCUUUGAAGUUAAGGCCACUGCUGGAGACACUCACCUUGGAGGAGAGGACUUUGAUAAUAGAAUUGUGAACUACUUUGCACAGGAGUUCAAGAGGAAGAAGAAAGUGGACAUUAGUGGGAACCCAAGAGCCCUGAGGAGGUUGAGAACUGUGUGUGAGAGGGCAAAAAGGACACUCUCAUACGCAGUUGAUACUGCUGUUGAAGUAGAUGCUUUAUUUGAGGGCAUUGACUUAUGUUCAUCAAUCACUCGAGCAAGGUUUGAGGAAAUCAACAUGGACCUCUUUACAAAAUGCAUGGAGACCGUAGAUAGGUGUCUUAUUGAUUCCAAGAUGGACAAGAGUAAUGUACAUGAUGUUGUUCUUGUUGGUGGCUCUAGUAGGAUUCCCAAGGUGCAGCAGUUAUUGCAGGACUUCUUCAAGGGGAAGGAUCUCUGCAAGAGCAUCAACCCGGACGAGGCUGUUGCUUAUGGAGCAGCUGUCCAGGCUGCUUUGUUGAGUAAAAGCAAUAGGUUUGUUCCGAAUAUAGUGUUAAUGGAUGUUACACCGCUGUCACUUGGUGUAUCAGUAGUAGGUGAUCUCAUGAGUGUGGUGAUUCCUAGGAACACUACCAUUCCUGUAAAGAAGACAAAAACUUUUGUUACAACUGUAGAUAACCAAUCAACUGCCUUGAUUGAGGUUUAUGAGGGUGAGAGGACAAGAGCCAGCGAUAAUAACUUGUUGGGUUCGUUUAAUCUUUCACUUCCUCCUGCUCCACGAGGCCUUCUUAUGGAAGAUUGCUUUGCUAUAGAUGCUGAUGGUAUCCUAACUGUUUCUUCUAAGGAAAAAGCCACUGGCAAUGAGAAAGAGAUUAUCAUAACCAAUGACAAAGGAAGACUAUCAAUUCAACAAAUUCGGAGCAUGAUUCAAGAAGCUGAGAAAUACAAGGAUGAAGAUGAGAAGUACCAGAAGAAAGUUACAGCAAUGAAUGCUUUGGAUGAUUAUGUUUACAAGAUACAGAAUGCUGUGUAUAAUAUUAAUAUCAGAUCUAAGCUUCGUCCAGAAGACAAAAUGAAGAUUAGUUCAGUGAUUGCGAAAGCCAGAAAUUUGCUUGAUAACAGCCAGCAGAUAGAAACAAAGGUGUAUGAGGAUUAUUUGAAGGAGUUAAAGAGCAUCUUUGGACCUAUUGUCAGGAUUGGCUAGUUCCUUUAGUUUGAGUGUGAAAAAUGCAGAACUUUAUGCAUCGUAUUAUCUUAGUAAAAUUUAAUAUCAGUAUACUUGAGAGUUUCCAGAAUUGAUCCUUGAACUCAUUUCUCCUCCACCGCUUGCUAAAACGAGACUAGAUAUGUUUAUAUAAGAGUAUGUGG
Gastrolobium bilobum is the source of this 2150-nucleotide messenger RNA. Its product is annotated as heat shock 70 kDa protein 4-like. Gene Ontology annotation, biological process: protein refolding; cellular response to unfolded protein. Lineage: Eukaryota; Viridiplantae; Streptophyta; Magnoliopsida; Fabales; Fabaceae. Gene Ontology annotation, cellular component: cytoplasm. Gene Ontology annotation, molecular function: ATP hydrolysis activity; misfolded protein binding; ATP binding. The transcript has 3 exons. The record is from RefSeq and is a predicted model, not a curated record. Bases 139 to 1986 code for a protein of 615 amino acids.